This is a messenger RNA of Peniophora sp. CBMAI 1063, 1347 nucleotides long. Lineage: Eukaryota; Fungi; Basidiomycota; Agaricomycetes; Russulales; Peniophoraceae. The record is from the annotation of a GenBank genome assembly.
AUGUCCGAGCCUGUGGAUGUUUUCCCUAUACUUGCGUUGCCUGUCGAACUCAUCUUAGAGAUCAAAAUCUGGGCCCAGUACAUCUGGGUAAACGAUCAAUUCACGCCUUCAUCUGGCACUCCGACUCGCAGGCAGGCUGCUGGCCCUUCCGAGAUUAUGAUUCGACAGGACGAAUGCUGUAGCCGCGUGAACCCUGCCGUCCUUCCAUCUUGCGUCAAGACUGCCUUUUCGCGCCACGUACUCUCCCCCGCCCACUGUCUGAGCCAGACGUGCCACUUUCUGCUUGAUGUCGUGCGUGGUGGCGAUUCACGCACGUGGGAGAGCGACAACGCGUUGCUUCAUUUCAAGGCGGACGAUGCUGGCAUUGCGCGGCACUCCAGCAUUAAAAACGUCGCAUAUCAGUCGCAGACCCUCAUUGCCUCACCAACGUGCACCUGUCCACUGAACAGGAUUCGGGCUUUCUACGACAGCCUGAAGGAUGUCAAACUCUCGCUUCCUUGGGCCACGCCCACCCACCCAUACAAUAAUGAUGUCUUUACUAGAAAUCAUAUCGUUACGAGCCCUCUUGAGCGCUUUGAUCUUGAAUAUCUCGACCCCCCUCGUGCGGCGGACAUCCCCUCUCCAUCUAUGCGCUUUGUUCGUAGCAACUCCGUUACAUUCUCGCGCACCAUCCAUGCCCCGUUCUUCUAUUCGUCAACCGCUAUGACCUCGCUCUGCAUACGGUACACUAUCGCGGAACCCAGCUUCGGCCAAAGCUUUUGGAGUGGCCUGGCCCUCUGCUCUGAGAGCCUUGAGUACCUGACUCUCGACGCACCGAGCACAAUGUACAUCGGUGGCGAGAACUUCAUCCAGCUGCGAAGACUACGCUAUAUCCGACUUGUAUCCCCUGCGGCGGAGUGCGCCUGGUUGCUUCAGGCCCUGCAACUGCCUGCUGACGUGGACAUACACCUCGAACCAGUUUACGACUGGAGAUGGGCAGCGGAGCAAGCGGUGAACGUUUUAUUGGACAGCGGUCAUGCGUGGCCCUUGGAGGUGCCUUUCACUGCCAUGGAGGACGCCGCAGACGCGGACACCGACCUCCGCCCUCAUGGGCAUUGGCGAUUCAUGGCGGCUUUGGCAGCACCCGAUCAAACGUCGAGCAUAUUUCACACGCCACCUCUCAUACACAUCCGACCGGAGAAUCUGAGCGAUAAGAUGAGGGUUGUCGCGUUGGACGUCAGGCUCGACCCGUCUACAAAUUCCGCCGAACGGGCCUGCAGUCGUUUCCCAGAAAUCGUUGGCGUCGCGUUCGCGAGCACAUUGCAGGAAUUAUUGGACCGCGGCGCGGCAAUUGAACCUGACUGGUGA